AGCAAAGCAUUUUGGUUGAUAUCCCUUGCAAGCACACACUGCGUGCUCUCAUUUCAUUAUAAUCUCUCAUCUUGACCAUCCAUUCAUCCACGUUGUCAACGGUCCUGAUGAUACGGUUCCUCACUAGCGUACAACUAGGGCCUCCUCAAGAAGAUACGAAUCCACCGCCAAGGAAAGCAUUAGGCGGGAAAAGGAAGCAAGAUUACCUUCAUUCCCUGCUCUUCUCUCUCUCUCUCUCGAUCGACCGCCAUUGGAGGAGCUACGAGGAGGAGGAGAAGCAACAGUGAAACGGGGGAUCGAGGGUGGAUGCGAUCGGUGGAGCUGGAAGGAAGAGGAGCAUCGGUGACGAUCGGUAGUGAGAUCACCGUCAUUCCGGUUGAAGGAGCUCGUUGGAGGUGGGAAAGAAUCGAGAACUGGUACCAUCGGAGGAGCUCGGAGGAGGAGGAGGGGAAGCAUCAGCGUGAACUUGCGGAUCGGGAACUGGCCACGAUCGGAGAGCUCUCAUUCUGUUCUGAUCUAGAGGAUAUAUCAGCUUCAACGAGGCUUAUCGAUCGGGAGUUUAAGAAACAGAGGAACGAAGUUUACACUUUUUUGGAUCUUCGCAUUACGUGUAAUGACACACAAUGA
This is a messenger RNA of Dioscorea cayenensis subsp. rotundata (Guinea yam), 627 nucleotides long. RefSeq lists its product as uncharacterized. The coding region runs from base 307 to 627 and encodes 106 amino acids. The transcript is spliced from 6 exons. The record is from RefSeq and is a predicted model, not a curated record. NCBI's taxonomy places the organism in Eukaryota, Viridiplantae, Streptophyta, Magnoliopsida, Dioscoreales, Dioscoreaceae.